AUGAUAUCGUACCAAACCCAUUCAGAAGCGGCUGCGGACCUACGCCAGUUUCUAAAGGAGCUCGAUGAUGAAAAUGACCUUCUCAUUAUCAAAGAAGAGAUAGAUCCUGAAAUGGAGCUUGCGGCAAUAACUCGCAGGGUCUAUGAAACCGAGGAUAAAGCACCCCUGUUCGAAAACAUCAUGGGUCGGAAAGGCAACGGGCUCUUCCGCGUCCUUGGAGCACCCGUGGGACUAAGCCGCGUUCCUGGUCAGAGACUUGGGCGGAUUGCGAAAAGUCUAGGGCUACCUUCCUCUGCAACAGGGAGGGAAAUUAUUAACAAAAUCAAUGAAGCUAAGAACCUUCAGCCGCUGCCUCCCAAUGGAGUCGAGUCUGGGCCAGUCAAAGAAUAUAAGAUGUUCGGCGACGAAAUCGAUCUCACCACUCUUCCGACUCCUCUUUUACACCAGCAUGAUGGUGGGAAGUUCAUAGAAACUUUUGGCAUGCAUAUUGUCCAAAAGCCAAAUGGAACUUGGACGAACUGGUCCAUCACGCGGGCUAUGGUCCACGGCAAGCGUACACUUGUUGGACCGAUCAUCCCAAAACAAGAUAUCGGGGUCAUUUUUGAGGAGUGGAGAGCCAUCGGGCAGGAUAUGCCAUGGGCCUUGUGUUUUGGAGUUCCACCAGCCGCGAUUAUGGUGGGCGGUAUGCCAAUUCCCAAGGGGCAAGAUGAGGCUGGGUACAUCGGUGCUCUGGUUGGAAAGCCGGUGGACGUGGUCAAGUGCGAAACAAAUAAUCUUCGUGUUCCUGCAAAUGCAGAAAUUGUGAUGGAGGGAUUCGCUUCGAUAUCUGAGACUGCACCGGAAGGGCCGAUGAUGGAGUAUCACGGUUUGGUCUAUCCAGGACGCACCAAGGAGUGUCCGAUUUUCAAAGUGAAUGCCAUCACUUACCGUGAAGAUCCAAUCCUACCCAUCUGUAUUACUGGACGAGCCACCGAAGAGAGUCAUACCGUGUGGGCGGUGAUGAUAGCUGCGGAGGUAUUGAGUAUUUGCCAAAGUGCUGGGUUGCCCAUUCAAAUGGUUUGGUGUCCCUUUGAAUCGCAUGCGCAUUGGCUCGCCAUUCAAGUCGACCGAAAGAAGCUUUGCGACUUGAAUACCAACAUGGAUGAAUUUUCCACCAAACUUGGGCAUGUGGUAUUUGGCUCAAAGCCUGGAUGGUACAUCCCAAAGGUGUUCUUAGUCGGAGAGGAUAUUGAUCCUACUGAUCUUCGGGACCUGAUAUGGGCAGAGGCUACCCGCUGUGAGGCUGGAACUUGCGAGUUUCUGUUUGAUGAAUAUGGAAAUAUUCCCUUAAUUCCGUAUGUUGCAUACGGUCAAAAGCCAGACCGCAACAACAAAAAGGUAGUGAAGUGUUGCAUGCUUCCGUGCGAGUUUGUUGAUGAAGAGCUUCCUUGGAAGGUUGGAUCUUUCAAGGGUUCAUAUCCUAUUGAGGUUCAAAGGAAGGUGGAAACUGACUGGACAAAAUAUGGCUUCGAUGCGAUAUGA
Messenger RNA from Penicillium robsamsonii, 1521 nucleotides. Its product is annotated as UbiD family decarboxylase. The transcript has a single exon. NCBI's taxonomy places the organism in Eukaryota, Fungi, Ascomycota, Eurotiomycetes, Eurotiales, Aspergillaceae. The record is from RefSeq and is a predicted model, not a curated record. Gene Ontology annotation, cellular component: cytoplasm. Gene Ontology annotation, biological process: cinnamic acid catabolic process; ferulate metabolic process. Gene Ontology annotation, molecular function: carboxy-lyase activity. The coding region runs from base 1 to 1521 and encodes 506 amino acids.